This is a messenger RNA of Fonsecaea erecta, 1683 nucleotides long. Its product is annotated as phenylalanine-tRNA ligase. The transcript has a single exon. Gene Ontology annotation, cellular component: cytoplasm; mitochondrion. The record is from RefSeq and is a predicted model, not a curated record. Gene Ontology annotation, molecular function: ATP binding; tRNA binding; phenylalanine-tRNA ligase activity. Gene Ontology annotation, biological process: phenylalanyl-tRNA aminoacylation. The coding region runs from base 1 to 1683 and encodes 560 amino acids. Lineage: Eukaryota; Fungi; Ascomycota; Eurotiomycetes; Chaetothyriales; Herpotrichiellaceae.
AUGAGGCUUCUCAAGACUGGGGCUUUUGUGCGUGCCGCCCAAGCUGCCAAAUUCUCAAUCCCCUGCUGUUCAAGGGCUUCUAAUUCGUCCCCGGUUGUGGUCCCGACAAGAUGGGCAUCCUCUCAGGCUCAAGCCCAAGCUGCACCGGACGAGCACCCCUUCCCUGAACAAUCCGUCAGCCUCGUCAACGAGGUUGACCCAGCAAAGACCGCUGCUGCAUCAAAUCAGAACGCAGACCAUGCCGGGUUUGAGAAAAAGCUACAAGAGUUGGACCAGCAGAACAAAGUUAUCCGCGAAAAUGGACAAUCUGGAGCAAAGAUACUGGGAGUACCAUACAUCUUCGAUCAGACCUCGAACCUGUCCAGCUCCAUCUUAGAUCUCGUUGGUCGUAACCUCUAUGACCACCCUGACCACCCCAUCUGCAUUACUCGAAAGCUCAUCGAGUCAUGCUUCGAAGAACCGACGUUCAAACACUUCGCGAUGGGCAAUCCAGUUGUCACAGUCAGGGACAACUUCGAUAUCCUGGGUUUUCCGGCAGACCAUCCAGGCCGCUCGAGGACAGAUACAUACUAUGUCAAUUCGACCCACCUGCUGCGCACCCAUACUUCUGCCCACCAAAACGCUGCGUUUCAAUGGCUAGCGAAUAACCCUGCUAGGAAAGGCUACACCAUAUGUGCGGACGUCUACCGCAGAGAUAGCAUUGACAGGAGUCAUUUUCCCGUCUUCCACCAAAUGGAAGGCGCACGAAUUUGGGAAGCUCAGCAGAAUAGAGCCGCCCAGAUCGAGCGCGACUGUGAAAAGAUGCUCAAGACUGGUCUCGUGGUGGAAGACCAAGCCACAGACUUUACUGGGAGUGCAAAUCCCAUGCAGCCCGAACAUAAUCCAGACGAAGUGCACCAACUCGCCAGGCAUUUGAAACUCAGCCUUGAAUAUCUUGUCAGCCGCAUCUUCGAGGCCUCUGUUCAAUCCCUCCCCUCUGCUGCCAGAACAGACACUCCUAUGCAGGCCCGCUGGAUCGAAGCCUAUUUUCCCUUCACAUCCCCGUCUUUCGAGCUCGAAGUCCUAUGGCAUGGAGGCGAAUGGUUAGAACUUCUAGGAUGCGGAGUCGUCAAGCAAGACAUCCUGAACAAGGCGAGAUUGAACGAUCAUAUCAGCUGGGCUUGGGGGAUAGGCAUUGAACGCUUCGCCAUGCUCUUAUUUGGUAUCCCCGACAUUCGUCUAUUCUGGUCCACCGACCCAAGAUUCCUCAAACAGUUCACACGUGGAAAGAUUACCAAAUUCGAACCAUUCAGUAAAUAUCCUGCCUGCUACAAGGAUAUCGCCUUCUGGAUUAAGCCAGUUCCUUCGGCAUCAUCACCCCUGGGUUCACAGUCAGCACACGCUACUUCGGGUGUUGCAGCUGCCGCGGGUGGUGACGCCACAAAGGCCUCGCCGGCAGAAACCCAGCCAGCCGCAUUCCAUGAGAAUGAUAUCAUGGAGGUUGUCCGGGACGUGGCAGGCAGUCUAGUUGAAGAUGUGAAACUAGUGGACGAAUUCAUUCAUCCCACGACAGGAAGGAAGAGCCUCUGUUAUAGAAUCAACUAUCGGAGUCUGGAGAGAACAUUGACGAACGAAGAAGUCAAUGGUUUGCACGAGGAAGUCGGAAGAAGAAUGAAGGAUUUGUUUGGCGUUGAGCUUCGUUAA